Molecule: messenger RNA, 303 nt
Organism: Apiotrichum porosum
Lineage: Eukaryota; Fungi; Basidiomycota; Tremellomycetes; Trichosporonales; Trichosporonaceae
Exons: 1
Coding region: 1-303 (100 amino acids)
Source: RefSeq, a predicted model, not a curated record
AUGCACCUCCACAAACAGUUAUCUGACAGUGCUGGCAUGCUGGUAACUGGGAACAGUGCAGCCAAGCCCACGCCUGCCGUUGACUUUGGCAACAAAGAUCAAGGCCAGGCACACAACCAGCACAUGGAUGCCGGGACGAUACGCUACGCGUGUACAAGCCCAAGAGAGCAGCCCAGAAGAGAGGCGCAGAAGAGGGGCUGGGGAGAACGGGAACACGGGCAAGGUGUGACCCGACAUGAGGACGGCCACUGGAAUCAGCGUGGCCUGGAACUCGAUCACAGGACCAGGUCCAAAGGAACAUAG